This is a messenger RNA of Triticum urartu, 637 nucleotides long. The record is from RefSeq and is a predicted model, not a curated record. Lineage: Eukaryota; Viridiplantae; Streptophyta; Magnoliopsida; Poales; Poaceae.
AUGAAGAAGAUGGUGAUGAGGUUGAAUCCGAUGAGGGCCCUUCAUAUGAAGACAUGGCUCUCUUUGUCAAGAAGUUUAGCGCGGGAAAAUUCAAGGGAAGGUUUCAAAAGAAGAAAGUAAGAAAAUGCUACAACUGUGAAGAAACCAACCACUUCUCCAACGAGUGCCCUUAUGAGAAGAGAGAAGAUAAACCAAGGUUUCCCAAGACCUUUCCCAAGAAGAAGUUGCCAAAUCCUUUGAACUCCAAGCUCAAGAAGAGAGAUGGGAAAGCAAUGGUUGCUCAAGAAGAAUCCGAUCCGGAUGAUGUUAGUGGUGUUGCCGGAGUUGCUCAAGAUUCUCAAAACACAUUGAGGCUAGUCAACAAGAGUGGUGAAGUUGUCACCUACAACUACAUGAAGGAUUACAAGGGCAACGCUCACAAGUGUCUCAUGGCGAAGGCCGUGGUAGAAGAUGGAGAGGACCAACACUCUCCUGACAAGGUCAAGGUAACCCCACGAUCAAACCCUCCUCUUUUCACUCCUCCUACUCCUAGUGAUGAGAAAGAAGCUCACUAUGUUUCGUAUGCUUAUGGAGAUGGUGAGUAAGCACACCAUUUCCAUUAAGGAACUCGAAACCCUCGUCACCGAGGAAAAGGAAA